Molecule: messenger RNA, 3120 nt
Organism: Mobula hypostoma (lesser devil ray)
Lineage: Eukaryota; Metazoa; Chordata; Chondrichthyes; Myliobatiformes; Myliobatidae
Gene: pigs
Product: phosphatidylinositol glycan anchor biosynthesis, class S
Exons: 11
Coding region: 18-1697 (559 amino acids)
Biological process (GO): attachment of GPI anchor to protein
Cellular component (GO): GPI-anchor transamidase complex
Source: RefSeq, a predicted model, not a curated record
UUCAAUCCGGAAGCAAGAUGGCGGCAGCCGAUGCCGGGACGGAAGAGAAGUCCCGAGGAAAGCUCUCUGCAGCCUGUAUCGCUGCGGUGGUGGUACUGGUCGGGCUGCCUCUCUGGUGGAAAACAACAGAGACCUAUCGUGCCUCACUGCCUUACAGCCAGAUCAGUGAGUUGGACCUGCUCUUGCUCGAUAUAAGUGUGCCGGUGGAGGUGGUCUUUGCGAGGGGCACACUGACACCAGAACAACAGAAGAGGCUGCUACCGCAGACCCAGUUCAGCCAUAAACGGACCCAGCUCGAUGGUAAAACAGGCUUGAAGUACCGGUAUGAGAAGACAUACAGAGCUGUAACUGGGCUAGAACAAGAUGCCUUAAUGAGCAAAAGUGUGGAAGGGGCAGUUGUCACCUUAUCGCAGGUUUACGAGAGCCCAGCGGGUUCGGUGGUGAUCUAUGUCGUGCCCACGGAUUCCCAGCUGAUGCCAGAUGAAGUCAGGGUUUACAUCGGGAAGCACAGGGCCAGCUUGCUACGCUCUCCGGUGACUGGCUCGCACAGCGUGCAGGAUGUGCUCCGGGACAUCGAUGACGGCAUUGAGGAGAUCCUGCAGAUGGUGUCCUUCACCGACGAUAUGGUGGUCGCCGCAUUGUCCAACCGCGUUCCCUCGGGAACCUUCGGCGCCGACAGCUUCACGGCGACUUCAACAGCAUUCAAAUCCAGUCUCGGAUACGAAAUCACCUUCAGUCUGUUGAACCCUGAUCCCAAGUCCCAUGACAUCUGUUGGGAUAUUGAACGAGCUGUGAAUAAUUACGUGCAGCCCUUCCUGGACAAGCUGUCAUUCGUUGCCAACUUUUCCGUAGACUCUCAGAUACUCUACUAUGCGGUUCUUGGAGUGACCCCGCGCUUCAAUAAAACCUCAUCCAGCUUCUCACUGACUGAGGACAGCUUGUCCCAUGUGAUCAAUCCAGUCGAGGCCAAACUCGGAUCUAAUGUCGCUUCAUCCUAUCCGGUUUUGAAUUUUCUUCUCUAUGUUCCUGAGUAUUCUCAUUCUCCUCUGUACAUCCGUGACAGCAGUGGCUCUCCUGUCAAGUCAAACGCCUUUCACAGCCCCCGCUGGGGAGGAAUCCUGAUUUACAAUGUGGACCAGCAGCAGGUGAACAAAACUCUCCUCCCAGUUUCGGUCAAGGUGGACAUGGCUCGAGUGAUGGAGGUGUUUCUGUCUCAGCUGAGGUUGUUGAUGGGGAUACAGAAGGUGCAGCCCCCUCCGGACACUGUCAUCCAAAGCCCCGGCAACAUGGUCGUCACUGACUGGGAGACCGACCGUCUCCUCUGCAUCAGGACUGUGGAAAACAUCGCCACAGCCACAAACACACUGACCUCCCUGGCACAGCUCAUCGACGAAAUUGGGAACAUCGUGAUCAAUGACAACAUUGCCUCUGAGGUAUACAGCGCUGUGGCUUCUGUGCAGCAGUCGCUCGAGGAACUGGAGGCUGGGAGGCUCUUGGCUGCCUUCCAAGCCAGCAAGGAGGCCAUCACCUCGUCUGAGAAAGCCUUCUUCGAUCCUUCACUCCUGCACCUCCUGUACUUCCCGGACGAUCAGAAGUUUGCCAUUUACAUUCCGCUGUUCCUGCCCAUGUGUGUCCCCAUCGUGCUGUCACUGGUGAAGGCAGGGACGGAUCGUAAGUGGAGACAAAAGGUGGAUUGAAGAGGAUGCACUGCGACCUGCAGUUUUGAUUCUGUGAGAUCUAAUUUAUUGGGGUGGUGGAUGCCACGGAAUCGCGCUGGAUCAGAGAGCAUGCAGUCUUCUGUUACCUCACACAUUAUCCACAGAGAAUACAGCAAGUGUCGCCAGAAUUAAAACACCAGGUUCUGCAGAUGCUGGAAAUCCAGAGCAAUGCUCACCAAAUGCUGGAGGAACUCAGUGGGUCAGGCAGCAUCUGUGGAUAAACAGUCGAUGUCUCGGGGCUGGGACCCUUCAUCAGGAUGGGAAAGGAAGAUUCUAAUGAAAGGUCUCAGCCCAAAACGUUGACUGUUUACCCCCCUCCAUCGGUGCUUCCUGACCUGCUGAGUUCCUGUGUUUCCACCAAAUUACAUCUCAUGAGAGAGCGAUGAUUUGCUUUCCCCCAAAGCAUGGCAAAGGCCAGGGCACUGAAGGCGGGCCAAGGAGAGUCGGGACGGGGGUGGUGGGGGCUGUGUUUGUUGUACAUGCACUGAAACGCAACCCUCUGUGCCGUUGCUAUUGUAAGUACUUUGUGUCUAGAUUGUAUGUACAACAGGCAGACACUUCGUGCUUGGUAUAUUUGGAGCUGAGAUCCGAGGUCCACACAUCGCAUUGUGUUGGGUAAUGUAAUACCUGGCAUUUCUCAUCUUAUGGUCACCCUGUUCCACUUCGUUUCUCUGCUACGUUGAUAUGUCCCUCUCAUCCCAGCUCCUUCGCAUGGCAUUAUUCUUUCAACUCCCCUACCUUUUCCCUCUUCCUGUCUCCCACCCUCCCUAUCUCCCUCCACCUCACCCCUCCCCUACUCUCUCUCACCCCUCCCCUACUUUCUCACCUCCACCUCCCCUCCCCCUUUCCCCCACCCAUCCCCCUUCCUCCCUCUCACCCCUACCCCUUCCCCUCCUUCCCCCUCUCCAUCCCCCUACCCCCUCUCCAUCCCCUACCCCCUCAACCCAACCCCCUUCUCCCCUCACCUCUACCCCCUCUACAUCCCCUACCCCUUUCCCCCUUCUCCCCUCACCCGUCCUUUCCCCCUCUCCAACCCCCUUCUCUCCAUCCUCCUUCUCCCCUCACCCCUACCCCCCUCCCCUUCCCCCCUGUCACCCCUACCCCUUUCCCCCCUCUCCAACCCCACCUCUUCCCUAACCCCCCUUCUCCCCUAACCCCCUCUCCAACCCCCUUCCCCCCUCUCCCCCCACCCUUUCCCUCUCCCCCCACCCUUUCCCCCUCCCCCCACCCUUCCCCCCCUCUCCCCCCACCCUUCCCCCCCCUCUCCCCCCACCCUUCCCCCCCUCUCCCCCCACCCUUCCCCCCCUCUCCCCCCACCCUUUCCCCCCUCCCCCCCCUCGUCUUAGUGUUCACAUCUGUCCAGCUCCCUGAUGUGAGCCAUUUAGUCAGACAGGACUGCUCU